AUGGCUCGCCGGGUGACGAAACCCCCGACAGUGAUCUCUGAGGCGGAGGUAUUUGGUCCGGGAAGACAGGUGGUUCCAGUGGAGAGGCAGGAGCUCGAUCGCAUCAACAUUAAGAGGCGAGGUGCUUGGCCGUCGGCUUAUCUGUCCGUCCAACACGUGAUGAACUGCACUGACGCUGGCACCUGUCAUGGAGGAGACCAUGGAGGGGUGUGGGAGUACGCCCACAAACACGGGAUCCCCGACGAGACCUGCAACACCUACCAGGCGAUUGACCAGAAAUGCAAGCCCUUCAAUGAAUGUGGGACUUGCAAAACUUUCGGGGAGUGCAACAUUGUGCAGAACUACACUCUGUGGAAAGUAGGCGACUUUGGAGCAGUCAGUGGGCGCAAGGACAUGAUGGCAGAAAUCUACUCUGCAGGACCCAUCAGCUGUGGAAUGAUGGCCACGGAGAAACUGGACUUGUACACCGGGGGUCCGUACACCGAGUAUAUUGAGACGACAUCCAUCAACCACAUUGUGUCAGUGGCAGGCUGGACGGUAGAAAACGGCACUGAGUACUGGAUUGUCCACAACUCCUGGGGCGAGCCAUGGGGUGCGAAAGGCUGGCUCAAGAUUGUGACCAGUACCUACAAAGGAGGGAGUGGAAGCAAGCACAACUUGGCUUUGGAAGAAGACUGCAUGUAUGGAGACAUGAUUGUACCCUCAAGCUACCAAGAAAGCCAAGGACACUAA
Gymnodraco acuticeps is the source of this 732-nucleotide messenger RNA. Its product is annotated as cathepsin Z-like. The record is from RefSeq and is a predicted model, not a curated record. Gene Ontology annotation, cellular component: lysosome. Gene Ontology annotation, molecular function: cysteine-type endopeptidase activity. Lineage: Eukaryota; Metazoa; Chordata; Actinopteri; Perciformes; Bathydraconidae. The transcript has 6 exons. The coding region runs from base 1 to 732 and encodes 243 amino acids.